UAGAGUAUAUUUCAUGCGACAGCUGCAAAAUCUCUCGAGGCAGUCGACCACCCCCAAAAUUCUCUGAAUCCUCAAAUUAUAAUUCGAUCCACAUCCUUGUCCGAUCCCCUUCAACGGUUACAAACUACAUAGGUUGGAGGGCACAUAAAUCAUGGCAGGCUUGCCGCGCUAUCUGAUUGCCUGCCUAGACAGUGGAAGACUUGCUAUUUUGGCGAUAAUGGUUUCUGGUGGAAUAGUAUUACAAUUUCUGGCAUGUGCAUUAUACAAUAACUGGUGGCCUAUGUUAACAGCAUUGAUGUACGUUGUUCUUCCAAUGCCUCUAAUGUUCUUUGCGGGCUCCAACUCUUCUUCGCUUAUGUCUGCUGAUGGAGAUAGCUGGGUAAAUUUUACAAAGUUCUUGACUGGAGUUUCUGUGGUAGGAAGCAUCGCAAUACCGUCCAUCUUAAAGCAUGCAGGUAUCAUUGGAUGGGGAGCUCUGGCAAUGGAGCUUUCAUCUUUCUUCAUCUUUGCUGUGGUGAUUCUAUGUUUCUUACAGACAAACAAUGAUGAUGAUUACAGCUACUUCUGAAUGUUUCAACUAAUGAGCACCAUACUGAUUCUGUACAGAAGUGAUCAAAUUCCACGCCAUUGUUUAUAGAUGAUUUCUUGUAAUUUUCCAUCCCAUUGUAGAUGCUAAAGUUUGUAAAUGUGUUCCCUUCUGAUAUGAUGUUAAACUGUGUGUUUCGCACGCAGCUGGAGGUAGCGUUAUGCUCAAAACGUUGAAAGGCCAAAUUGGUUUGUUAUUUGUCAAAAGUUUUCUUCGCCCUGAACCAAAAUAUGCGAGAUAACUUCAUUUC
This is a messenger RNA of Asparagus officinalis (garden asparagus), 836 nucleotides long. Its product is annotated as vacuolar protein sorting-associated protein 55 homolog. The record is from RefSeq and is a predicted model, not a curated record. Gene Ontology annotation, cellular component: endosome. NCBI's taxonomy places the organism in Eukaryota, Viridiplantae, Streptophyta, Magnoliopsida, Asparagales, Asparagaceae. The transcript has 5 exons. Gene Ontology annotation, biological process: late endosome to vacuole transport via multivesicular body sorting pathway. Bases 152 to 568 code for a protein of 138 amino acids.